Molecule: messenger RNA, 555 nt
Organism: Urocitellus parryii (Arctic ground squirrel)
Lineage: Eukaryota; Metazoa; Chordata; Mammalia; Rodentia; Sciuridae
Gene: Gkn2
Product: gastrokine 2
Source: RefSeq, a predicted model, not a curated record
AUGAAAAUUCUUGUGGCAUUUCUGGUGGUGCUGGCCAUCUUUGGGACACAGUCRCAUGGAUAUGAGGUUUAUAACAUCAUCAGCCCAGGCAACAAUGGUGGCAAUGUUCAGGAAACAGUGACGAUUGACAAUGAAAAAAAUACUGCUACCGUUGACAUCCAUGCUGGAUCAUGUUCUUCCACCACGAUUUUUGACUAUAAACAUGGCUACAUCGCAUCCAGGGUGCUCUCCCGAAGAGCCUGCUACGUCCUAAAGAUGGACCAUUCAGCUAUCCCUGCUCUGGACAAACUGGAACGGUACCUCUAUGAGAUGAAGACGAUAAAUGUCAUGUCCUCCAACAAAUACACCUGGGUCAAGUACAACCCUCUGCAGUCUCURAUCACGAAUGUGGACUGGUUCCUGUUUGGGUCACCCAUUGAGCAACUCUGCAAACACAUCCCCUUGUAUAAGGGGGAAGUGGUUGAAAAGACAGAUGAAAUUGCUGCUAGAGGUUGUGCAAAGGCAGGGUUCCUGGGCAUCUUGGGAAUUUCCAUCUGCGCAGGCAUCCAAAUUUAG